Messenger RNA from Abrus precatorius (Indian licorice), 2798 nucleotides. RefSeq lists its product as uncharacterized. NCBI's taxonomy places the organism in Eukaryota, Viridiplantae, Streptophyta, Magnoliopsida, Fabales, Fabaceae. Bases 211 to 2523 code for a protein of 770 amino acids. The transcript has 2 exons. The record is from RefSeq and is a predicted model, not a curated record.
AUAGUUAGGGAUUUGGGAUCAAGGUGUGUUUGGGUAAAGAACAGAAACAGAGAAGUAAAAGAGCACAAAACUUGACAGGCGACGGGUCAUCUGUGCUGUGCAUGGUGAAUAUGCUCUUCUCAGAUUCAAAUUCCACACACACUCACACUCUCCUCUCCAAUUUGCAAUGUGAGGAAGCAACAUAUUAAUAGUUGAGGCAACUGGGAAAAUAUGGAAUGCAACAAAGAUGAGGCAGCUAGGGCCAAAGAAAUAGCAGAGAGGAAAUUUUCUGUAAGGGAAUAUGCUGGUUCAAAAAAGUUUGCUCUCAAGGCUUUAAAUUUGUAUCCUGCACUGGAGGGUCUUUCCCAGUUUCUUACAACUCUUGAGGUUUAUAUUUCUGCUGAGAAUAAAAUAAAUGGAGAAAUGGAUUGGUAUGGUAUACUUGGAGUGAAUCCCUUUGCUGAUGAAGACACAGUUAGGAAACAGUACAGAAAGCUGGUUCUCACUCUUCACCCUGACAAAAACAAGUCUAUUGGUGCAGAGGGUGCAUUUAAGCUUGUUUCAGAGGCAUGGAGUUUACUAUCAGAUAAGGUCAAGAGAAUAGCAUAUAACCAGAAAAGGAGUUCAGAAGGAUUUCAGCACAAUACUCCCAAGCAUGUUGGAUCUCAAUCAGAAGCAUGCAGUUCGAAUGGAUUUUGCAAACCUAACAAGAAUUCAACUUCAAGUGCUCAAACCGGAAAUAAUAAUGCACAGGCACAUCCAUCCUCCAUCCCUCCACAUAAAAAGGCUGCUACUUUUUGGACUAUCUGUAAUCAGUGCAGAACACAUUACGAGUAUCUCAGGAUUUAUUUGAAUCAUACCCUUUUAUGUCCCAGUUGCAAUGAAGCUUUUGUGGCUAUAGAGAAGGGUCCACCUCUCAAUGUUGUUAAGUCAUCUAAAUGGUCUUCCGGGCAGCAUCCUCAGAAGUCUUCUUCUCAGCAACAUUCCAGUGCUGGAAGGAAUCACUCUGUGAAUCCAGGAAGAACUAGUGCAUUUUUUCAAAAUUUACAAUCCAGUUCUAGAUGCACGACUUCUUUAAAUAAUGCAAACUUCCAGUGGGGUUCUCACUCUAGAAUGGCAGGUUUUUUUAGCACAGAUGGACCAUCAUCUGUUGCUACUGCAAGUGUUAAGCAGCACUCAAGUGAGAUAAGAAGAGAAUGCAACAAAGUCCCAUCAACUGCUGCAUGGAAGAGGAAUCAUAUGUCUAAGAGGUCUGAUGGUUCUUUUAGUAACAUUGAAAAACCUGUUAAGAAAAUAAGGACAGAUGAUAUUCACAUGUACAUGGCAAAUCAUAUGACCAUGAAAGAUGGAUCAAACAGUUUGGGACGGUUUUAUGAAUCGGGAAAAGCUGACAUGGGAACAGAAAGGAAUCAUGGUUUUUCAGGAAUGAGUAGCAAGCAUUACAGCACGAGAGAGAUGUCAUUGUUUGAAUUACGAAACAUGUUGAUUGAUAAGGCACUGACUGAAAUUGGCAAGAAACUUCAAGAAUGGAGAUCAAUGCCUGAAGCUAAGAUUACAAAUAAAGACAAAGGAAAUAAGGGACAGAAAAGCACACUUAAUGACAAAACAACUGGUCCAGAUGGAGGUUCCACUAUUAAUGGUAACAGGCACGUAGACAGUGAUUCAAUUCCAGUCACGUCUGAUGCUGCUGUAAAGGAGAACCAGUCCUAUGUUAUGAUCCAUGUUCCAGAUCCUGAUUUUCACAAUUUUGACUUGGAUAGAACUGAAAAUUCCUUCGAGGAGGACCAGGUCUGGGCUUCUUACGAUGAUGAUGACGGAAUGCCUCGAUAUUAUGCUAGAAUUCACAAGGUGAUCUUGACAAAGCCAUUUAGAAUGCGAAUCAGUUGGCUUAACUCUCGAAGCAACACUGAAUUGGGCCCAAUAGAUUGGAUAGGUUCUGGUUUUUGCAAAACCUGCGGGGAUUUCAGGAUUGGCAGGCAUGAAAUAACUGAAUCAUUAAAUUCCUUUUCACACAAGGUAAGGUGGACUAAAGGCACUAGAGGAGUUGUACGCAUCUUUCCUGGAAUGGGGCAAGUCUGGGCUCUCUAUAGAAACUGGUCUCCUGAUUGGAACGAAAAUACUCCAGAUGAAGUGAUACACAAGUAUGAUAUGGUGGAGGUGCUUGAAGAUUUCAAUGAAGAGGAAGGAGUAUCGGUGACGCCUCUUGUUAAGGUUGAUGGUUUUAGGACUGUGUUUCACAGGCAGAGCCAUGAUCAAGUUAGGAAGAUUCCUAAAGCGGAGUUGUUUCGCUUCUCUCAUCAGGUUCCUAAUUACUUGCUUACGGGGCAAGAAGCUCAUAAUGCUCUGAAGGGCUGUCGAGAGUUGGAUCCAGCAGCUACUCCUUUAGACCUCCAUCAGACAACUGAAGCUAACGAGGCAUUGGAUAAUGUUGGAAAAUCAAAGGAAGACACUUUGGCGGAUUCACCUGAAAAACAUGCUUCUAUUAAGGGAGAGAAUGCUUCAAACCCUAGUAGGGUAGAUAUGUUAGACAAGGAUGAUAGUUGACCCUGCACAGUAUAGAAAGUAACGUGACUGAUGAUGCAAAUAGGCUUAAGAAAUUAAAUCCAAGAUUGGUGAAAAAUAUACUCAUAGGUUACUCGAUUUUGUAAGCCUGACCCGGACAAUUCAUAGUGCUUUUUGGUCUCAUAAUUGGACGGAAGGGAUUACAGCAUUUUGGGUUUAGCUGUAUAAUUUUGAGACUCGUUAUUCAUAUAGGUAUCGGUAUACCUUAAACGAAGUUUUCAUCUUCGACAAGCUAAAUGAUUAGACAAAUUGUUCCC